AGUUCUGGUCGGACUCUAGUUCUGAUAGAGGUAGUGGGAGUACUCAAGGGUCGACCAGAGAGGAGGGAAGGAGCGACAGGCGCACUAGUACAGAACCAAACGCCGUACAAUUACUAUCCAACGGACUAAUACGUCGGCAGAUGGUAUUGCGCGCGCGCGCGCAGAAAUGUACACCGGUUCCUUACUCGUCCCUAGCCUCCUAUACACAAGGCAGCACGAACAUUCUUUCUCAGAGUAACUUUUAACUGUCCCCUGCUGCUCGCAGUGAAACUUGCUCGUAGCGUCUCGACGUCCUGACCUGUUCCGACCAGGACGUUACUGAAUUACGUGAAGCUGUCGUACGUCUCGUCGUCAAGGUGUCCGAACCUUCAGCAACACAAGUUCCGCGAGUCCUCGGCACGACUGGAUCAUCCGUCAUUACUAAUAGCUAAGAAACGCGCUUUUAUGCCUACAAAACGAUAUCCGCGACGUGUUGGUGAACGGAGGACAGUACGAUCUCUGCCGAAAGUGUACAAGUGUUAGCCUAUGAUGGUUGCCAAACGCGUUUUUCGUAACUCAAUGUGAUGGGAACGCGGCAGAAGCGACUACGACUCCUGCAAUCAAGGAUUCAACUUUCUACCGGGUACGACGACGACGACGGGAAUUAACUCUCUUGGAUCCUCAUUGAUCAACUAGGAAUACACUUGGCUCUCCAAUCUGAGGAGCCUGGUCCGAGGAGAGAACUUGACGAGGAUCUAGUCGAGAGGAUGAAGAAGCCAGUUUGCACGUGAUCGAGAGGAGCUUUCCCUUGGCGGUGGCGACUAUCGGCGAAGACCUGAAGAUCAGAGCGACGCAGGGUGUCGGCAUCAGUAAGAUAAAGCACGUGAUGAAGUCUCUUGAAGAAGUUAGGAGUCGACUGACAGUUUCAUUUUAAGUGAGAAAAAGAAGAUCAAAGAAGUACGAGGUGAAGGAACGUCGCCGUCGCCGUCGCCAUCGCCAUAGUCAUUGUUAUUGUCGUGGUGUCCUCGAGGCCUGGAAUAUCGAUAAAAACCAAGGAACUCCUGCUGUAGAGUCAUCAGGAUGAACAUGAUUGGGAUUGCUAGACGCAACUGGGCUCUGAGGCUCUCAGUGGUCCUCAAUGUCUGCGUCCUGCUCUACGUCUGUGCGCACUUUGGCUCCUCCGGACCCUGGAUCGAGGAACCACCGACGAAUUGGGGCACGCCAUUGUCAGAGGCUUUUGGGGCGCCCGAAAAUUUUAAUGGUACACAGAGACAGUCAUCUUCGUCCUCGUCAUCUUCUGGGUACUCGGCCUCGCCGCUAUUCUCCAAUCUAAAGCUGGUCAAACAGUCCGUUAAGGAGAGCCUGGAGAACAAACCUGCUACUGUGCUCAAUUCCACUUCCAUAAACUCCGCUACCAGAAUCGAGGAAGGUCCAUUUUCUACGCAGAAAGUGCAGGAUCAUUCUCAGACAAGAAGUAAUGGUACAGAUGGUGCUAGCUCGCCAGCCAUGACUCUAAAGGAUGCAAUACCUUGUAACGAUAAAUCGAGCGAACCCAAGACCGCUCAACGUGGCGACUACUGGGUCCUUUAUAACUACGUACCGAUGAGCAUGUCCGUGCGUUGCUGGGAGACCGUGACCUAUACGACUCAGGCGGAUUACACCUUCCUGGAUAACGUCGAACCACUGCUAGAAAGAUGGCGAGCACCUAUCUCGAUAGCAAUGCACGCACCAGGUUCUGACUUUCCGUCCACCAUAGAGGCUAUUAAGUAUCUUCGAAGUUGCGGCAGUCCCCUGAUCUCGCAACUAGUCACAUUUCACAUCUACUUCAGUAGCAAACACGUACCCAAGGCGGUGCCAUCUACGGAAAAAAUUAUUUCUGAUACAUACAAUUGCUCUCUUGGUCCGCCCUGGGUUAAUGUCAGCGUCGCCAAGAUGUAUAAGACCGAGAAGAAGCUCUUGUACCCAGUGAACGUGGGACGCAACAUCGCCAGAGAAUCUGCGCCGACUUACUAUGUGUUUGCGAGUGACAUUGAACUUUAUCCUAGUCCUAACCUGGCCCCCAAAUUCUUGGAGAUGAUUAGAAAGAGAGAUCAGCUGACCCUGUACAAAUCUAAUCCCAAGGUCUUUGUUCUCUCUAUAUUUGAAGUGGAUGAGAAAAGUCAGCCACCAGUCAAUAAGACGCAGUUGAUACAAAUGCUCAAAGCAGGAACGGCCAUUCCAUUUCAUAAAAAACUCUGCUCAGGAUGUCAUAACGUGCCACGUAGUAAAGAAUGGCAGGAAGCUGUGGAAACGGAAGGUCUACACGUCUUCCAUGUUGGCAAGAGAACCGGUAGCUUCGUGCACUGGGAGCCCAUCUUCAUAGGCACGAAUAACGAUCCCUUGUACGACGAGAGAUUGAGUUGGGAAGGGAAAAGUGAUAAAAUGACUCAGGGUUACGCACUCUGUGUACUCGAUUACGACUUCCUUAUACUGGACAAUGCCUUUCUGGUACAUCGCCCAGGCAUAAAGAUAUUCAAGAAAGACUCCUACCGCGACAUGCUCACGAGCAAGACGAAUGCCCUCAUAAAGAAGAUUAUCUUUCCGGAGUUAAAAGUCCUCUACGGGACCAGGAAGGGUUGUGCUGUGUAGCCAAGCGCGUCCCGGCUCACGGGUAAUUAUGUUCAUCGGCUAUCCCGGUGCCCGGUGUCAUCAUUUCACCAAACCCAAGUCGCCAGUGCUUCACGUUUCGUACCCCCGCAACAUUCAUGGUAUUCCACAAUAUCAAUCUCUCGGGGUCGUACGUUAUCCCGAGGGAGAUCGAAUAACGUCAAUGGGGACGAUACACGCGAUGGGACUUCAGCGCGAUCAAGGCCAUCUGGUGGCUAAAACUUGGGACUACCGUUAUACGCUUUAAUAUUCAAAGAUAAGGGCGUAUCGUGAAAAUAAGGGAAAGAGCGAACUCCUCGUGCCACAGUUCCUAAGUUUUCUACAAUGCCUUUAACGCGUCUUGACUUAACCAGGAUUACUUCCAAGUUGAUAUCCUCGUGGAGGAUGCGCUCGACUCAUGGAUUAAAUCCUUCAUCCUCUUACGACGAGGGCAUAGCCGACUUUUCAUCUCUUGAAACCUUUGUCAAUUUUAUUCAUUUCUUCUCGUCACCUGCCCGUGACCAAUUACAUUUUUAUUUAAUCAUUUUAAUCAGCUUCGGGUGAUCGGUAGACGUCCGCUCGUGUCAGACGCGCUGCGAUUUCUUUAUCAGUUAACACUAAAUCGAUCUUCCACCUACGUCAAUUAAAUUAUCAAUUGCAGCAUGAAAAACUGCGCAUGCGUGGAAUGUCAUUUCGUUUCCUUACAUGCAGUGGCUUUUCUCAUUUUUGUUCAGAAUUUCGGGUGUCGGGUUAAAUUAGGUAUUUGGUAUAGUAGGAGGUGGUAUCGAUUUUUUAAAAAGACCUUGCAGCGUCUCUACCGUGUCCGUGACUCGGUGCCAUAUAUUGGUAUACGUGAGAAUUUAGUUAAAACAAAAGACAACAAAAAAUACUUAUUUUUACGCUUACACGUUCUUAUAAUCUCGCAUAUUCCCAUUAUUGUUAUCGUCACGCGUUCCCCCUCUAGUUUGUAAAUAAUUUGUUAACUUUGUCAGAUUGGGACAGAAGCUGGAUUUUCGUGGUCCCGUUUAUAUUUUCGAUGAAAAAGUGACAAAAGUGAACUUAGAAAAUAAAAAAAAAAACUGCACAAAAUCUCGUACAAGCCGCCGAAGAGAUAAUUGCCGUUUCUAUUAAAGCGACAAUUUUUCUCGUUCUAGAACAUUCGCGCGUUUUCAACGACCAAAGAGACGACUAAGUAGAAUAAAUAUGGUAAACCAAUGGAAUGCAAUGCUGAAGUAUGAAAACUAGAUAACAAAAGAAAAACAUACAGGUAUCUAUCGCGUGUCGAUCGAUGUAACGCCGAGUGGCAAAAAAGAAAACAGUCGCGCCGAUUAGGCCGUUUCGCGGAAUCCGCACAACUUCCGAUCAGUUGACGUGAGAGAAUUUUAAAAAACGAGAAAAAAUGUGUUAAACGCUGUAAAUACAUAAUGUGCUAUAUGUGUCCGUAUUACACCAAUUAAACUAAUUGCGAAAUACGCGUGCGGCAUUACGAGUGCUCGACAUACUUAAAAAGGAACAUAGUUUCCCGAAUAACCAUUAGAGCUCGUUUACUGCGUUACGUUAUUCGUGAUAAUAUAAAACAGAGACAGAGUGGUAAGGGGAGUGAAUGCAAGAGAGAGAGAGAGAGAGAAAGAGAGAGAGAGAGAGAGAGAGAGAGAAUUGUCUAAUAUAUCCGGGUUUUAGUCUAAGAAGAGCGUUUAAGGACAGAAAAAAUAAGCUAAGAGAUUAUUGAAAAACGCAAAACACGUGCGCAUCGACAAGCUGCGUCCCGACGCGAAUCUAAUGUUACAUAUAAUAUAUAAUACACACAUGCACAUAUACAUAUAUUUUUGGUAUCACCGCAGCCCCCCAAACCAACACCCGCGGCCCUCCACCCCCAAACAAUCUUAGGAGACUCGGAGGAACGUCUCGUUGUAAUGUCAUCCUUCAAAGGAAUUUAUAAAGUACGACUUUUUUGCUAUAAGUAUUAAAAAAAAAAAGAAAAAGAAAAAGAGUAAAAGUAUCGUCAAAGAAUGCACAAAUUGAGUCUGCGAACGGAAGUGGUAUGGUUGCGGGCGCAUCUGUCGUAUUUAAAUUUAACGAAAUCAGAAAAUCGCGAAUCCUGUCAAUAUCAGGAUUUGGAACUCUCUGCAUCCCGUUAGACUUUCUCAACGUACUCGAAGAAUUCCUUCCAGAAGAAUCCCUUAAUGCCUUUUGAUUUAUCGGGAUUGUGCAGUCGCGCGUGAUGGAAACUAUUCGUACACAAAAAAAAUAUAUAUAUAUUCUGUGCCUUAUUGCAUUCUAUCUCUGUGUAAAGUCAAUUGGACCAAACCGGAGGAAAACCAGUAAGAAUUUCGCAUGUUUGAGAAACUGUGCUCAUUAGAAUGGACACACGUUUUGACUGACCUUUCGAAAUCUUACAAUUUUCACCUUUGACCCUGCUUCUGUCCUUCAAUCCUUGUACGUGUUCCCAAGGACCGAUCCUUAUUAUUUGCUCUUCCCACUUGUACACCAUCUCUCCUGCUCUUUCCUAUUUCCUUUAUCCUGUUUCCUUGUAAGAUUUGCAGUAUAUUAGCAUAGGUUUAGCUCGUAAGAAAAACAUAAGAAGAAAUAAAUGAACAAAACAAUACGCACCCACGGGUGGGUAAUAUUAGCGCAUGUUGCUCAUUGAUUGAUGUAUUAUUAUUCCUAUUGUUGUUUGUGCAUCAUCGAUUAUUAUUAUUAUUAACAAUGUGACUGUGGGAGAGUUAAAAGUGUGUCUGCCGUGAACAAAUGAAUGAACGAUUGUGUGAAUAUUUACAAAUAGGAACGACUUUGCGGAGUACUAGGCGAGAAGCAAAUUGUAAAUAUAGUUAGAAUACAGAACGUGUACGUGAGAAAGCGAGUGCGCAUGCGCGUCGCCGAGUUAACAUUUUUCACCUUUUAUUGUACCGCAAUACAUAGGACACGCAUAAAUAAAUAAAUAUAUAUAUAGCUACGUCCUUGAGCCGUAUGCUGUAUAUAUGAAUAAAAGGAAUUUCAAAA
Molecule: messenger RNA, 5604 nt
Organism: Cephus cinctus (wheat stem sawfly)
Lineage: Eukaryota; Metazoa; Arthropoda; Insecta; Hymenoptera; Cephidae
Product: beta-1,4-glucuronyltransferase 1
Exons: 8
Coding region: 1060-2607 (515 amino acids)
Source: RefSeq, a predicted model, not a curated record